GCAGGGGGCCGGGGGCCGACAGCAUGCGGAGCCUGCGCGGAGCCGCGCUGCUGCUGCUGCUGGCGCUGCUGCCCGCGGGGCGCGGAGCCGUCAUCACCGGGGCCUGCGACAGAGACCAGCAGUGUGGAGUAGGGAUGUGCUGCGCCGUCAGCCUGUGGAUCCGCAGCCUGCGGAUGUGCACACCGAUGGGCAACGUGGGAGAGGAGUGCCAUCCUCUGAGCCACCGGGUGCCCUUCCCGGGGCGGCGGAUGCACCACACUUGCCCCUGCCUCCCCAGCCUGGCCUGCAUGCGGACGUCCCCCAGCAAGUUCAGGUGUUUGCCAGACUUCAGGAAAGAAGAUGUCUUCUUUUAGCAGGAGCUGCUCGGCGCGAGGAGGAGCCGCCCGCGUUCUGUUUGUUGUUGUGACGAGCAAGGUACUUGCUGGGGACCCCUCUCCCAUCCUUCCCUGCCUCACCAACAUCACAGUGAAGAUGCCGUACUGUGCUGUAGCAGCCAAGGUUUUCUGAAGGACUUUCAUUUUGGGGCGGGGUAAGAGGGAUCUGCUGCGCAUUGCCAAUUUCAGAGAGCAGGAGCUCUGUUGCUGGACAAUCCUGUUGUCCGCGUGGUUCCAGCUUAACCCCAGAAUGAAACCAGCCACGAUUGUUGUCACCUUCGGAAAACUUUGGCUGCGUUUUUACACUUUGGAAUGCUUGAAUCGAACUGAGAUUUGAAUAAUAAUACAGAGUGAAGCAUCUGACAGUUGCCAAAAACCCGCCUUUCCAUUUCAUUUCAUUUCUUUGUUAAUAUAACUGUAAGUUAGGCACACCUCCACGUUAAACGUUUAACCCAUAGGUGUAGAUUUUACACUUUUAAAAAGUGGCAGAUGGAACCAAAGCACUUCAGUACUCAAAGCAUUACAAGACUCUGUUAUUUUAAUACUCCGAGACGAAGAAAAGUCGUUGUUACUGGAGUUGGUGUAAAACUACCUGAUCAUCCCAAACUAUGUAUUAAGAUGUAGUUUAUAUUAAAAAAGGAACCCUGACAUUUCUUGUAAUGGGCUGCCUGACUUCUUGUAUAUGUACCGAAUUUGCUGUGUAAAAAUUCUGUAUCAGAAUAAUGGCAGUGUAUUAUUUGAUUUAUUUUAAUAUUAUAACAUUAUUUUGUCA
Messenger RNA from Numida meleagris (helmeted guineafowl), 1146 nucleotides. It is a transcript of the gene PROK2, whose product is annotated as prokineticin 2. The coding region runs from base 24 to 353 and encodes 109 amino acids. Lineage: Eukaryota; Metazoa; Chordata; Aves; Galliformes; Numididae. The record is from RefSeq and is a predicted model, not a curated record. The transcript has 3 exons.